AAGGGAGCGACAGAAGCCAAUAUGGUCAUUUCCUAUUUCCGAUUUUACCCCCACUGCGCCCGUUAAAUAUACACAGUAUAAGCGUGUUGAAGAAGGAGAAGUCCAGUACACUGAGGGAGCCAAGGAGGAAAAGUCAAACUUCCCUUUCGGGUGGUUUUGGCCUUUCUCAAGUGAUUCUCGUGAACCCAAAACUCAAACAAGUGACAGCCAUUUUCAACUCAGACAGAGGGGUAGGAAGAAGAAAAGUCAUUUUCUUGAAGACGAAGAAGAAAAAGACUGAAGCUUUGGUGGGGUUAACAUAUGGGUUCUUGUUUCAGUGUAAGAGUUAAGGCAGAGAGCCCUGUUCAUGCUGGAGAAGGAGGUUUAAGUAGCAGGGUUUCAUCUGCAUCCGUGUCAUUAAUGCAUAGGGGUGAAAAUGAGAUUUUGGACUCAACUAAUCUCAAAAGUUUCAGUUUCAGUGAACUACGAAUUGCCACGCGAAACUUCCGUCCUGAUAGUGUGUUGGGUGAGGGUGGGUUUGGGUGUGUCUUCAAGGGAUGGAUUGAUGAGAACACUUUUAGGGCAACUAGGCCAGGAACAGGUUUGGUUAUUGCUGCCAAGCGACUGAAUCAAGAUGGUUUUCAAGGUCAUAAGGAGUGGUUGGCAGAAGUUACUUAUCUCGGACAGCUAUCACAUCCUAACCUCGUGAAAUUAAUCGGCUAUUGCUUGGAGGAUGAGCACAGGCUUCUGGUGUAUGAAUUUAUGCCACGUGGAAGUUUGGAAAACCAUCUAUUUAGAAGGAGCUCAUACUUUCAACCACUAUCUUGGAAUCUUCGAAUGAAGGUUGCCCUAGGUGCAGCGAAGGGACUUGCUUAUCUUCACAGCCCAGAAGCUAAAGUUAUAUACCGUGAUUUCAAAUCAUCAAACAUUUUGAUUGAUACGGAUUACAAUGCAAAGCUUUCUGAUUUUGGGUUGGCAAAGGAUGGGCCAAUUGACGGAAAGAGUCAUGUCUCCACGAGAGUGAUGGGUACAUAUGGCUAUGCAGCUCCGGAGUAUAUGGCGACAGGCCAUUUGACAACGAGGAGCGACGUGUACAGUUUCGGUGUUGUGCUUCUUGAAAUUCUGACGGGCCGCCGAGCAAUGGACAAAAACCGCCCAAAUGGGGAGCACAACCUCAUAGAAUGGGCCAAGCCUUACCUCGGAAACAAGCGUAAGAUACUACGGGUCAUGGAUCCACGCAUAGCUGGUCAGUACUCGCUGACUGCCGCACUGAGAGCCGCACUUCUCGCAGUUAAAUGCCUCUCAACUGAACCGAGAUUCAGACCGCGAAUGGUUGAAGUGGUUAAGGAACUUGAACAACUUCAAGACUCGACUGACCAGGCAAACGUAAAAAAUGAAGUAUCUAGAAAAGAAGUUGAUUUGUAUCCAAGGCCACCCGCCUCUCCCAUUAAUGCUUGAAUGAGAAUGGAUCCUUGCCCAUCGGUAGUAACUCUGUCGUGGAGUUUGCACGGACGGUCCUGGUUGAUUUGGAAGGUGUGAAACGGCAUCAUCAAUCCGAGCUAUCCUAUAAUAAUUCAACGGCAUAAGUUACACCGUUAAGCGAAAAUAAACACAAAAUGGUCUUAGUUGAGAAUUACUGUGUAAUAUCUUGUUUUUGGUUGGUGAAACUUAGUAAUAUUGACGUUUUUUGUAUGCAUAAAGCGGCUUGAUAGUAAACUAUUGCCUCUUAAGAUUGUGUUUGAAAGCAACUGUUAGCUGCUGGAAGAAUGCAGUCUUAGGAUUUUUGUCGUCCUGUGAGACUAGGAGUCGCUUUUUAAUUAUGAACAAUGUUGUCCUAGUGUACAUAUGAAUGGUAACUUUUUUAAUGAAAAUGACAGGUGGAGAGUCCCUUUUAGUGAGUUUUUUAGGGCUCAAGAAUUUGAAUUGUU
This is a messenger RNA of Cuscuta europaea, 1907 nucleotides long. The record is from the annotation of a GenBank genome assembly. NCBI's taxonomy places the organism in Eukaryota, Viridiplantae, Streptophyta, Magnoliopsida, Solanales, Convolvulaceae.